Siniperca chuatsi (mandarin fish) is the source of this 3111-nucleotide messenger RNA. RefSeq names its product calcium channel, voltage-dependent, gamma subunit 6b (gene cacng6b). The record is from RefSeq and is a predicted model, not a curated record. Lineage: Eukaryota; Metazoa; Chordata; Actinopteri; Centrarchiformes; Sinipercidae. The transcript has 5 exons. Bases 507 to 1304 code for a protein of 265 amino acids. Gene Ontology annotation, biological process: regulation of calcium ion transmembrane transport via high voltage-gated calcium channel. Gene Ontology annotation, cellular component: L-type voltage-gated calcium channel complex; membrane. Gene Ontology annotation, molecular function: calcium channel regulator activity.
AUUAAUACGUUUAAGGGAACAGUCUCAAAAGUCAUGAAAUCUGUCAAACACAGACAAACUGCCCUUGCAAAGACGAGCAGCAGUCAGAUGAUGAAAUUUGCAGACACAUACAGACUGGACGGAAAACAGACACUGGCUCUCCUGGUCCUUGCCUCCUCCCGUUUUAUCAUUUACUUACUUCAUCCGUCCCCUUCUUCAGUGUGGCUCUAUUCAUAUCUCCUUGUCUAAUUUCAUUGUUCAGCCCACUUAUUUUUACUUGAUCCUUUGUUCAUUCUGGCUGCUUUUGCUCAAUUUACCCAUCCAUCACAGGAUAACUGAUAGUUGUCUCCUCGUAUUUUAACAUACUAUUUUUAAAACAUACCUGCACCUUCUUCUCCCUUAACAUCUCCCCAUCGUCUUCCCACUAAACCUUCCUUCAAUCUUUUCAUCUAUUAUUUGCUCCUCUUUAACCUAAGUGCCCUGUUCUUUCCCCUGGUCAUCCUCGGGCCUGGCCAGUUGAGAUCAGUAUGUGGUCCAACUUCUUUGUACAGCAGGAUGAGGAGGGUCGCAUCGGGGUGGCAGGGGCUGGACAAGGCGGGGGUUUGGGUGGAAUUAAAGGUGGAAGGGGACAGAGGAGGACCCACAAGAUGAGUGACAGCCAGGAGGGGAAGAUCAAGCUGGCGUUCUUUGUGUCUAUCAUUGGCGUGACCCUGACGGUGUUGGGCAUGGGGACAGAGUUUUGGGUGGAGCUGGCCCAACCAAAGAAUUUAAGCGGUAACCAGACCUGCCAGAUGGCCCAUUAUGGCCUGUGGAAGGGCUGCAUCCGCACCCUAUUGGUGGCUGACAUAGACCCAGAGAGGACAAGCUGUGGCCCCGCAGAACUACCUGGAGAAUCCAACUGCACCUACUUCAAAUUCUUCACCUCUGGGGAGAAUGCAGUCGUAUUCAAGAAGACAACUAACAAGAAUCUGAAUCUAGCAGCAGCUAUCUUGGCCCUUUUGAGCCUGACCAUGAUGGUAAUGGGCUCCAUCUGUAUCGCCAUGUCCCUCAGCAAAGGAGUGCCCUUCUUUCUCAAGCCGGCCUCCUUCUGUUUCAUCCUAUCAGGUGUACUGGUCCUUAUCUCUGUCCUGAUAUUCCACCAGUCUGUGCUAGCUUUGCUGUCCAGUGACCACUCUGUACCUUUACACCAUGAGCUGUCCUGGUCUGUGGCUUGCGUGGGCUCAGCAGGAGCUAUUCUCAUUAUUGGAGGUUUCCUCUUUAUCAUCCUCUCCCUUCCUUUCAGCCCCUGGCAGAAAUGCUUGCCACACAAGAAUAGCGCCACCUAGCACUUGAAUGCUAAAAUAUGCAUACAGUAUUCUUGAUGUCUUGUUUGAGAGCAAGUGGAAAAGUCCUUUUCCAGAGGGCUGUGACUUUGCUUGCUCUUGGCAUUUAAUGUGUCCAAGAAGUCAUACUAGGUCUUAAUCAAAUGUAUGAGGAGAAGUCAGCAACACAGUAAGGCCUCCAGAAUUUGUUUUUGCAAAUUUUUUUUAGUGUUCUUUAGUAGAAAAUAGGAGCAACGGGGCUACUGCUGACUGUUUAAUUUUUAGCUCUGUGUUGUGCUUACUUAAACAAGUGUCACAAAUAGGCUUGUUAGCCUGCCUAUAGCUGUACAGCCACACAUAAAUCUAGUCUUUCUGCUAGCAUAAGGAGAGUGAAUAAAAACUUUUCAAAUGCUCAGACUCGUUUCUAUUUUAAAACUUAUUUUAAAAGGGUAGUCUGUUUAAUAUGGAAGCCAGUUUCUGCCAAGAAAAUUUAAAAAAUGAAAAGUUAGCAACAAUUCCCCCAAAUUAAAAACUAAAUGUUGUUGCUUGUCCAUGCCCUCUAGAACAACACUGUUUUCUGACCUGACGCCCCUAUCGGCAGGACAACAUAAUUUGUCUGUGUCUUUCAAAACCGUUACAAAUCACUGUUAAAUCUGUUUUAUGAUGUUACAACGCUAUGGUUAAAGUUUGGUUAGGCUUAGGCAUUAAAACAACUUGGCUGGGGUUGGGGAAAGAUCAUGGUUUGGAUUAAAAUGGCUGCUUCAUUAAGGUUAGGGGACCUAUAUUGUCAAUAAUAAACACGUGUUUAAGGUUAGGGAACGAUCAUGGUCAUGCUUAAAAAACAACAACAUUGACUGUCGGUUGGAAAUGGAAAAAGAACAGCUGUCUCUCGUGUCCCAUGUUUUGUUGACCUCCUCCCUACAUGGACUAUCGUCAACUGACUUCCUUCUUUGCUCCUGUCAUAAUUACUACCGCUGCUUGAGGGCUUUGUCACUUGAAUGUCGGCAUAUGUCAUUUUGGGGCACUUGCUGAAAUGACUGAUGCUCCUGUAAUUCUUGGGAGGACAGUCUCAAAGUUAGACAUAAUACAAAAUUAUGAGAUUGUAAGUCAAAAUUUUGACUUACAAAGUCAAAAUACCAAGUCAGAAAGUUUGACGUACCAUCUCAUAAUUAUGACUUACCAUGAGUAUUUUUUUUUUAUCACGCUUAACUUUUCAUCUAUUUCUUUCAGGCGGAAAUGGGCUUCCAUAGUUUAAAAUUCCUAUCAGCAUCAGAAUGUAUCACCAUCAGAGGAGGAGGUCCUGAUUACUUUCAAAGAAGUUACUUUUCAUAUCUACAACAUGUUGCCUGAUUGAGUCAAUGAGUAUCCUUAAUAUUCUAGCCUAUGAAGCUUUUUAACACUUAAUACUUGAUAAACAACAGGCUUUAGUUGUCAUUAUUUAUUACUUACGUUUUACAACUAUUGGGUGAAUGCUGCUUCAGGUAUACCAGAUGAAUGUAUGUUGAAUGAAAUCAACUGUGAGAAGCGAUUAAAAUACCAUUUUGUAUAUCAGAGAAUUGUAUGGACUCACUUUAUAAGCUCAACUUUGUACAUAAACUGAAUGAAUGUGUUUAUAUUUUGUGAAUGGUCACUGUUUGUAGUGUUGUCUCCAGUCACUUUAUUUGCAAUAUCUAUGCCGUAAAUACACUUUAUUUUUGUCAUAGGAUGCUCACCUUAUCUCUCUACCAGGAAAUGCUAUUUUACAAAACAUAUGCUGUGCUCAUUUCUACUCAUAUAUAUGUACAGUAUGUGGCGGCAGUUUUACUUAUCAUUAAAGGGAUUUGACAUAAAA